CUUUGUAUUUAACCAGGAAACGUCAACGAUUCGGCGCUAACAAUUUAGUUUCUUUCUCUUUUUUCUUCUGUGGGUCAAGCUUGGACGUCACAAACCAAUUGGAAAGCCUUGAGGGCCGGAUCCGACCCGCGGACCGCCAGUUGCGUGUCCCUGGUUUAUACAAUGGCGCUCUACAGAGUGUAACUAGAAGGUCCACUCCGUCAUUUGUUUGGUUUUGCGUCAAUCUCUUCUGCGCAUCCGUCAUUAUUUUGGCCAGACUAAUGAGAGAAAAGUUGUGUGUUCGGUAGCGUAGCUUCGAUGAGUACGUACACGCGCGCGCCGCUGAAUCUUCACCAAAAUAAUGGCGGAAUACCACGUGAUCGGGACCGAAAAGAUGAAAGGGCCGACUGGGAGUGGACCUACUAGUUAUACUAUGACGCUCUACGAAACGCGCGUAACGAACCUCAGCGACAUUUGUACAUGGCGUAAAUAUUGGUGAUUUUCUGCUUACAGGGAUGCCGGUUGAUUGAAGAUGGCCUCGCCGACACCGUCAGUGGAAUCGCGCGCAAAUUCCCUCGGGUCCCCGGUCUCGCUGUCCCCACUAACGGUGAGCGGCAGCUCGCCGCCUGCUAGCGACUCGGCGAUCUGCGACGUCGACAGCUGCGACUUGUGCCUCGACGCAAAGUCGGGCGAAGACCCGUGCCCGCGCUGCCGGCUGAAUACCAACAGUCCCAUCCGCUGCACCGGCUGCAAGUCCACGGAGGGCGUUGUGGCUAUCGCUGUAAAGCGCUGUUACAAUUGUGAUCAGUUUCUCUGUCCAAAUUGCGUGAUGGCCCAUCAAUUCAUGCUCUGCUUCGAUGGCCACCGGUUAAUGAACUUGGCCGACUCCAAGCUGGAGACCAUCGGCGGCGGUGGCGGUAACACGAUCACCGCGACGACAGAACUGCCUAAAAACGCGUGUAACGGCAGCAGCGGCGGAGGUGGUGGUGGCGGCAACCUGGUUAUCAACGGCACUGGAAACAGCAACAACGGCGGCAACGUGGAGAAGAUUCACUUCUGUGGGCGACACAAGCAGGAAAUAAUCAAGUAUUACUGCCGGAGCUGCAACGUGCCGAUCUGCAAGGAGUGCACACUGACGGAGCACGCAGGACCGCUGCACGACUGCGCCCACGUCUCGGAGGUGGGCACGCAACAGAUGGAGGUGUUGUCGCGGGUCGUCCAGGAGUGCCGCGCGAAGGCGGCAGACGCGCGCUCGGCGGUCAAAGCGACGGACCAUAACGCCGCGAUACUACAGGUGCAGUACCACAAGGCGCAGAACGAGAUCAACGAUACCUUCCAGUUCUAUCGAUCGAUGCUAGACGAGCGCAAGCAGGAGCUGCUGAAAGAACUCGACUCGGUGUUCUCGACGAAGCAGAUAUCCUUGAACGUGCUCUCCCAGCGGGCCACCGAAAUGGCGGACAAGAUGAUGCAGACCUGCGACUUCGUCGAGCGCGUAACCAAGGUUACCUCCAUCACAGAUUUCCUCAUGGUCAAGAAGAUUCUUGAGGCCAAGCUCCAGACGCUGCUCAGUUACACGCCGAACACGGAUAUAGCCAAUCAGACCGCGGACCUCGAGUUUGUCAGCAAUUAUCAGGCGAUACAGGUAGGGGUGAGAAACACCUUCGGUUACGUUCGGAGUAACAGUAACAGCGAGAACAACACCAGCUCGAUCGGCAAGCAGCCGCCUAUCGCCCGACCUACCGCACUGUCGAGCAACGGCAUUGGCGGCAGCAGCGGCAGCAACAUCAGCAACGGACCCGGAAGCACAGCCGGUUCCCUGAGCAGCCUCCUCCUAGAGCGAACUUACAGCAACGGCCUGAUCUCCUCCAGUAUGAAUUGCGGCUCGUCGUCGUCGCCCUCCUCGAUCGACACCGUCAGCAGCGUUAUCUCGAAACGUUUCAGUUCGGUUAACAGUCUCGGCCCGUUCUCCUCGACGAUCAGCGAUGUGAAUCUGAACGGCAUGAACACCAAUCCGUACGAGAAGUGGAGCAACGGUGGCAGCGACACUUAUCCGGUUGUGACGACCAAUGACCAUUUCGUGAUGCCGUCGGUAACCGUAGCGACGAACGCCCCGCAAGGCGAUUCCGUCCUUGACUUGACUUCGAAACUGAUGUCCGCCACGGCGAUAUUCCCGCCUAAGUCGCAGAUCAAACGGCAGAAGAUGAUUUACCACUGCAAGUUCGGCGAGUUCGGUGUGAUGGAGGGUCAGUUCACGGAGCCGUCGGGCGUGGCGGUGAACGCGCAGAACGACAUCAUUGUCGCCGAUACGAACAAUCAUCGCAUCCAGAUCUUCGACAAGGAAGGCAGGUUCAAGUUUCAGUUUGGCGAGUGUGGCAAACGCGACGGCCAGUUGCUCUAUCCAAAUCGCGUCGCCGUCGUCAAGACGUCCGGCGACAUUAUCGUUACGGAGCGCUCGCCGACUCAUCAGAUACAGAUCUACAAUCAAUACGGUCAAUUUGUGCGCAAGUUCGGCGCGAACAUCCUCCAACACCCGCGCGGCGUCACCGUCGACUCGAAGGGACGGAUCGUUGUCGUCGAGUGCAAAGUGAUGCGUGUCAUCAUCUUCGAUCAGACCGGCAACGUUCUGCAAAAAUUCGGCUGCUCGAAACACCUCGAGUUCCCGAACGGCGUGGUGGUGAACGACAAACAGGAGAUCUUCAUCAGCGACAAUCGCGCCCAUUGUGUCAAGGUUUUUAACUACGAGGGCGCUUAUCUGCGGCAGAUCGGCGGUGAGGGCAUCACCAACUAUCCGAUCGGCGUGGGCAUCAAUACGCAUGGAGAGAUACUAAUAGCGGACAAUCAUAAUAAUUUCAAUCUGACCAUCUUCACGCAGGAUGGCCAGCUGGUCUCAGCCCUGGAGAGCAAAGUGAAGCACGCGCAGUGUUUCGAUGUUGCGCUAAUGGACGACGGCUCGGUCGUAUUGGCCAGUAAGGAUUAUCGACUGUACAUAUACCGCUAUGUGCAGGUGCCGCCGAUCGGCAUGUAGAGCAGCGACGCGUCACGACGACGACGAUGAUCGUCGUGCGCCAGUGUCAACAUUCUUCAUCGUGUCAUCAUCAUCAUCGCCAUCAUCGCCAUCAUCGCCAUCGCCGUUCCUCGUCGUUCGACGAUCGCGGGGCCAUCGCGGUCUCAUUGGUCGUUGCUCUCAUCCACGUUCGCCUGUCUUCUAUCGCUUCAUCGCCAACGCCAUUGUCUACUCGUCACCUGCGAGACGUUUCACGGAGAACCGCCGACCAUGAGAAGAGCGGCGCACCAUUUGUUGCUCCACACGCACGGCUCUCGAGGGAUCGGACUCCCGAGCGAGUGUGUCGUUGACGCGGCAAGAAAUUCGGAGGCCGCCCCUCGCCGGAACUUUCCCGAGGCGCUCCUCUUGUGGAGGACUCUGCCGAACGAAGGACAUCACCGACGGUAUGCGAGAAAGCACGCGCGCGCCCGCGCGCUUCCCUCGAUAUCCUCCUCGCGUUUCCGCGAGCUGCUGUCCUCUUCGUCCCACGUGGACGAGCGGAAAGAGAGAGGAGAAACGCGUGAUGCUUUGUGUGUUUAGCCCUCGCGACGCUGGGCUGUCGAGGACACCCGUAAACGAGAGAAAGAGAGUGAGAGAGGGAGAGAAAGUGAGCGAGAGAGAGAGUGAGAGAGAGAGAGAGAGAGGACGUAUAAUCAACCCUGCCCCGACAAAUUCGCGCGCGCUCCUUUCUUCGCGCGUACGCGCCCGCGUAUAAGCGCGCGCGUACGCGAUAACUUACUUGUUAAUGUUGUUAUAAUACUGAAAAUACUGUUGUUGUU
Vollenhovia emeryi is the source of this 3801-nucleotide messenger RNA. RefSeq names its product brain tumor protein-like (gene brat). The record is from RefSeq and is a predicted model, not a curated record. NCBI's taxonomy places the organism in Eukaryota, Metazoa, Arthropoda, Insecta, Hymenoptera, Formicidae. The coding region runs from base 512 to 3004 and encodes 830 amino acids. The transcript has 2 exons. Gene Ontology annotation, biological process: negative regulation of translation. Gene Ontology annotation, molecular function: protein binding; zinc ion binding; mRNA 3'-UTR binding.